Notodromas monacha is the source of this 349-nucleotide messenger RNA. The record is from the annotation of a GenBank genome assembly. Lineage: Eukaryota; Metazoa; Arthropoda; Ostracoda; Podocopida; Cyprididae.
UAUUUGCAGUAAUAACGAGUGAUCGUUUACUUCGGUCAGUUAUUCCCACAAAACCGUCAUCAUGGCGACGGUUACUGUGCAGACCGUUUUCUUAGCUUCAAUCAUCAUAUUGAAGUACAUGCUCGGUUUGCGGAUGGUCUUCGCUGCUCCAUUUGCCCUCCUUAUAGCCACUGGAUAUAUGGCUGUCUUGUACCCACGGGCGUGGAGAGUCUUCAUCAACACGCUACCUCGGGAUAUAAAUGUGGGAUCGCCGAUGUGCUCGACGUCCGCGGUUUUUGUAUUUGUGGCGAGAAUUUCGAUCACCAUAUGUCUGAUGUUCGGCUUCACUGACUCAACCUUGAAUGUGUGA